Messenger RNA from Penaeus indicus, 1746 nucleotides. RefSeq lists its product as uncharacterized. The transcript is spliced from 5 exons. The record is from RefSeq and is a predicted model, not a curated record. Bases 1 to 1746 code for a protein of 581 amino acids. NCBI's taxonomy places the organism in Eukaryota, Metazoa, Arthropoda, Malacostraca, Decapoda, Penaeidae.
AUGUACCACCACCAUAUGUUAAAGCCCUCAGGGUGCAAAUUCAACAGGCAAACUAAAUUUACAGAGUUGGCACCAAGUCUGGACAGUUCCACGCCCUCUCCGCUCUCGCCCGCCUUCGGACGACCAUCUCCGCCCUCGCCCGUCUACGUACGACCAUCGCCCGCGCUCGCCUACGUACGAUCAUCUCCCGCCUACGAACGACCAUCUCCGCCCUCACCCGCCUACGUACGACCAUCUCCAUCCUCGCCCGCCUACGUACGAUCAUCUCCGCCCUCACCCGCCUGCGAACGACCAUCUCCGCCCUCGCCCGCCUACCUGACGACCACGAAGCCUGGGGGAUUCAUCGCGGCCUUGUCUCCGCCCGUGCCCACCUACGAACGACCAUCUCCGCCCUCGCCCGCCUACGUACGACCAUCUCCAUCCUCGCCCGCCUACGUACGACCAUCUCCAUCCUCGCCCGCCUACGUACGAUCAUCUCCGCCCGUGCCCACCUACGAACGACCAUCUCCGCCCUCGCCCGCCUACGUACGACCAUCUCCAUCCUCGCCCGCCUACGUACGACCAUCUCCAUCCUCGCCCGCCUACGUACGAUCAUCUCCGCCCGUGCCCACCUACGAACGACCAUCUCCGCCCUCGCCCGCCUGCGAACGACCAUCUCCGCCCUCGCCCGCCUACGUACGAUCAUCUCCGCCCGUGCCCACCUACGAACGACCAUCUCCGCCCUCGCCCGCCUACGUACGAUCAUCUCCGCCCGUGCCCACCUACGAACGACCAUCUCCGCCCUCGCCCGCCUGCGAACGACCAUCUCCGCCCUCGCCCGCCUGCGAACGACCAUCUCCGCCCUCGCCCGCCUGCGAACGACCAUCUCCGCCCUCGCCCGCCUACGUACGACCAUCUCCAUCCUCGCCCGCCUACGUACGACCAUCUCCAUCCUCGCCCGCCUACGUACGACCAUCUCCAUCCUCGCCCGCCUACGUACGACCAUCUCCAUCCUCGCCCGCCUACGUACGACCAUCUCCAUCCUCGCCCGCCUACGUACGACCAUCUCCAUCCUCGCCCGCCUACGUACGACCAUCUCCAUCCUCGCCCGCCUACGUACGAUCAUCUCCGCCCGUGCCCACCUACGAACGACCAUCUCCGCCCUCGCCCGCCUACGUACGACCAUCUCCAUCCUCGCCCGCCUACGUACGACCAUCUCCAUCCUCGCCCGCCUACGUACGACCAUCUCCAUCCUCGCCCGCCUACGUACGACCAUCUCCAUCCUCGCCCGCCUACGUACGACCAUCUCCAUCCUCGCCCGCCUACGUACGAUCAUCUCCGCCCGUGCCCACCUACGAACGACCAUCUCCGCCCUCGCCCGCCUACGUACGACCAUCUCCAUCCUCGCCCGCCUACGUACGAUCAUCUCCGCCCGUGCCCACCUACGAACGACCAUCUCCGCCCUCGCCCGCCUACGUACGACCAUCUCCAUCCUCGCCCGCCUACGUACGACCAUCUCCAUCCUCGCCCGCCUACGUACGACCAUCUCCAUCCUCGCCCGCCUACGUACGACCAUCUCCAUCCUCGCCCGCCCUACGUACGAUCAUCUCGCCCGUGCCCACCUACGAACGACCAUCUCCGCCCUCGCCCGCCUACUUACGACCAUUCUCCAUCCUCGCCCGCCUACGUACGAUCAUCUCCGCCCGUGCCCACCUACGAACGACCAUCUCCGCCCUCGCCCGCCUACCUGACGACCACGAAGCCUGA